CAGUCACAGCAUCCAUGAAAUAUUAAUGAUGCUUUGAUUGAAAUUCUUUGCUCACUUUAUCGAUUUUGAAUUCAAAUUAAGCUUUAACAUCCAUACUUUAUUAAGGGUAUAUUGAAGUGUAUGCAUUUAUUGUUAUUACAUCACAACAUCCUGGACAAUCCGUUACGAAGAUAAAUUUGAGUUACCCAUCAAUUGAAAGUCUUGUAUCCAGUUAACAAAGAUGGACACCGCCCCACAGCCUGAGGUGAAUUCUAUUCGUGCUUUGUGGAUACAUUACCGCGAUUCCUCAACUCUCCAUGGCUUGUCUCAUAUCUCAGGGCGAAGAACGUGUACCCGUGGAGUUAUAUGGUUUAUGCUGGUAAUGGUCAUGGGUAUUUCACUCACAGUGACUUUAUAUGACCUCAAGGAACAGUAUUUCUCGUACCCAACGUUAACCAUGCUCAAUAUCAAGAUGUCGCAUGAACUAGAAUUCCCUGCAGUCACCCUGUGUAACAUCAGCCCAUACAAGAUGUCCAAACUGAAUCCAGACGAAGCCAUGUUGGAUUACCUGAAGAGAGAAAGCAACAUGGGUUCCUUUAUGCCUCCAAUGAACUUCAGCGAUUCAAAGUAUAAACUGCUUUUUAAAAACGUGGAAGAAGAUUGGUUGUUCAAUGUUAGCUUCAGCAUCAAGGAUUUGUUUAUCGCAUGCAAGUGGAAAGAAACACUGUACUUCGACUGUACUAAGUUGUUUAUUCCUUAUAAAACAGAGUGGGGACUCUGUUUCUCUUUUAACGGUUUAGACUCGCCCGAGAUCCAUAAAAUUGGUUAUGUUGGAAGUAUUCUGGGAUUAUCUUUCUUCAUCCACGUGAAUCAAAGUGAUUAUGUCUAUGCCAGGAACAUGGGGGCGGGGCUGAAGAUCGUCCUCCAUGCCCACAACGAGGAGCCGAACGUGAUGGACUCCGGUUACCUGGUGCCCCCGGGGACCACCACGUACAUCCCCAUAGAACGCAAGGAGUACAAAUUUCUCCCCAGUCCUUUCAAAGCUUUCGGCAAGGAGUAUUGUUUGGACACGGAGAGUGCUGGGUUCCAGAACCACCUGAAGCACCACCGGCUGUAUAGUUACAGCGGGUGUCUCAGAGAGUGCAAGGAGAGAUUCGCCUUCCAGAAAUGCCAGUGUCGGAAUCACCAUGAUCUAGGUGAUGCGGAGCCAAUCUGCUCCAUAGAGAGAGAUUACAACUGCCACAAGCCAGCCAGAGAGGAGUUCAACGGGAACGUCACCCUGCAGGCCGCCUGUGGCUGCUCCAUCCCGUGCUCCCUAACAGAAUACACCACCCGUAUAUCACACGCAACGUUUCCUGCCAACCUGUACGAGGACUGGAUCAAAGAAAAUUUUGGGUACACAAGUAUACGGGAAAAUAUCAUGGAAGUGAGACUUUAUUAUGAGAGCCUAGUGUAUAAAACCUUCGAAAAAGUGCAGAAAAUCACCUUUAUUGAUAUUCUUGCGUCAAUAGGCGGACAGAUGGGUAUAUUCCUGGGGGCCAGCGUCCUGACCUUGUCAGAGCUAAUGGAGGUCAUGGUCAUGUCCAUCGUUGUCCUUCUCCAAAAGAUGUUUCGUCCGACGAGCCUGGCACCAAUGCCUGUAUCACCCGCCAAGAAUAACCAAUAGAUGCGACUUCGGGCGAUAUCCGAAAAUCCAUGAUCUAUUCACAGUAACAUUAUCACGCACUAACGUUUUGGCGCUUAGUACAAGUAGUUUUGGUCUUUGCAACUUAUUAUAGAGCUAUCAUCAUUCCAUUCCCUUACCUUCUAAAACUUGGUUCAGCAUACUUAUACACAUGUUGGUAUGUAAAUUGUAUAUAUUAUAUGUAAAACUUAAUUGUUUUCGCAUCGUGAUUUCAUGUACUUAUAAUGAAAUUAUAUCAAUU
Messenger RNA from Magallana angulata, 1904 nucleotides. Its product is annotated as acid-sensing ion channel 2-like. NCBI's taxonomy places the organism in Eukaryota, Metazoa, Mollusca, Bivalvia, Ostreida, Ostreidae. The record is from RefSeq and is a predicted model, not a curated record. Gene Ontology annotation, biological process: sodium ion transport. Gene Ontology annotation, molecular function: sodium channel activity. Gene Ontology annotation, cellular component: membrane. Bases 221 to 1645 code for a protein of 474 amino acids. The transcript is spliced from 8 exons.